Messenger RNA from Aspergillus chevalieri, 2913 nucleotides. RefSeq names its product putative autophagy protein Atg13 (gene ATG13). Gene Ontology annotation, cellular component: cytosol; Atg1/ULK1 kinase complex; extrinsic component of membrane. The transcript is spliced from 3 exons. The coding region runs from base 1 to 2913 and encodes 970 amino acids. Gene Ontology annotation, biological process: autophagosome assembly; mitophagy; piecemeal microautophagy of the nucleus. The record is from RefSeq and is a predicted model, not a curated record. Lineage: Eukaryota; Fungi; Ascomycota; Eurotiomycetes; Eurotiales; Aspergillaceae.
AUGCACCAACAUCCUCGAUCGUCGGCGCCUACUGCGCCACCCAGGCCGAAUUCCUCCCGUUCGAUAGAUCCUCCCGGUUCACCAACGUCGGAUACAAGGACAAAUAGUAGCAGAGGACUGGGCACCGAAAGCGGAUCUGACUCGUCCGAGUGGACGCAGAAAGCUGCUCCGCCUACGAAAGAGGUCAUGGCCAAACUGAACCAGAUUAUCUCAAAUUAUCAUACCAAAGCCGCUCUGAUCAUCCUCCAUUCCCGCGUAGAAUUACCACCCUCAUUCAGCAAGGGCUCUGACACUCCCAAGGUGAACCGAUGGUUCAACGUGGAGCUCGACGAUACCGACGCUCUUAAAGAUCAAUUACGAACAUGGAGGUUUUGCGAUGCCACCGAAAAUAGACCACCGCCUCUGAUAAUUGAAACCUAUCUAGAUACUAGAAACCUCACAAAUAAUCAGAGCUUAGUGAUCCUUGAUGAGAAUGGCAAGAGGUGGGAUGUAUUGGAAUCUUUGGCUAUUUCUCGGGAGGCCCAUCCCUCUAAGGCUCCUCAGACUGGGUCCGACGAUAUCAUCCUCGAACGGUGGAAAGUGGAAUUGGGCGACACUUCCAGCAGACUGCCGGCUGAUCUUGGCUCGAUCCUACCCACGGUGUAUAAAAAAAGCAUCGUUCUCUUCCGUUCCCUCUUUGCCCACUCCAAGUUCCUACCAGCUUGGAAAUUAACCAAACGCAACAGGAAGCAACGCACCAACCCAGCUUUGCAAAUCAAGUAUCGGAUCCUGGAUUGGCACGAUCAUACUAGGAAAAACUCGGCCCUGGAUCAUUUGACUGUGCCUUUGUACGAGACCAGUGGCAAGGUGGUGGAUACACACACGUUUGGCACCACGGAGUCCCCCGCUGGUCCUUUUUCUGUUGAAAUCACCUAUCGGACAAGCUGUGAUUUUCGAGUGGAUGAUUCAGAAGCCCUAUUGAGCUCACGAUUUAUGGGAGCUGAUGACGAGAUCUUCCGUCCAUCGAUCCCAUCAGAAGCCAUGGGGAAAGCUGAAGUCGGUUCAGUGCCCAUUCAAAAGCAGCUCGUUGGAGAUCCCGAUCCAAGUCGCGCCUACGGGAGUUUAUCGACCUUCCAUCACGUCGGCCCAACGACCGGUGCGAGUCCGAUAUCCGCACUUCGAAUGGCAAGAGAUACGGGUGCCCUUUCUCCUUCCCCAGCAGGUUCCCCUUCCCAUCCAAGGCCUUUGUCGACUGCCAAGAUUAGUUCUGCAGGACGCACUGCUGUUCCCGCCCUUACAGGCGAGGGUGGACAUGCUAGACGUUCGUCAAUGUCUUUUCAACCAUUUAAAGCUCCGCCUCUGUCCGCGUCGCCGUCGCUGGUGGACCCUUCACUUGGCGCAUCACCCCGUUCUAGUGCAUCUCGGCUGUCCUUUGAACCCAAGAACGUGCCGCCUACUUCGGUUCCCAUGACCACCCGCAAGCCCAUGCCAGCGAACCCCGAGAACACAAUAGCGUCUUCCAACUCAGCGUCUCCCAGACCCGCCUCAAGCUCGAGAUACAGCAGCGCUUUCUCCCACCGCCGUUCGCGACCGUCAUUCGGGGGUUCCAACAAGGCGGAGGACGAAGGUUCCAGCGGGAAAGCCAGUGCAGCAUCAUCAGCUCAGCCGGGCUCCGGGUUACUUGCAGAACCUACAGGAACAAGUGCGGAUUCCAUACAUGCAGACGACGAGAACAUUUCAGAAUUUCUCAAGAUGCUUGAUUUGCGGAAGGAUUUGAUGAAUCCUACCAGUUCCGCCGUCCAUGAUGCUCCUUCUCGCAGGACCACGGCCACAACGGCCGCCUUGAACCGAUUCCAACGUAUGCGAGAUUCCAAUGCGGCCUUAUCGGACUCGAUGUCGUCCUCCUUGCACCUUCAUCGCUCAUCCAGUUCGUCAAGCAAACAAUUGUCGGGAGUCCCACCAAUGGUAGCGGGGACAUCUGUUUCCACAGCCUCGUCGCCUGGAAAACCUGUGUCGCCCCAUACUCCGCAUACUCCUGCAAUUCCAUCUCGCCUAAGUUCGAACAGUAUUGUUGCUUAUAAUGAACCAGAGGGUGAUCACCAGAGAUUUGCCUCCGAUGGGCACGGAUCCUCCCUUGAUGACAACAAUGCGGGUGGAGACAUAACGCAGACCAACGCAAUCGACAUCCCCCGGUCUCCCUUCCUCCCCGCAUACACUGGCAGCACCGAUGUGGGCUCCGGUCCCACUGCUCGAACAUCUGUUCCAGAAGAAGACGAUGACAUGCCCUUCCCAAUGCGCAGUGUGAGUGCCGGGGAUAGGCCUACGCACAGCCUUAGUGCAAUGCAACAGAAUCGUUCGUUCGGGAAGAUCAGUGCUGUUGAUGAUCAGCCCCGGAGAGCAACGCAUCCUUCAUCCCUGAAUGACGACUCUGCUGUAGGCAAUGCUACUGGUCCAUACCGUGACAAUGCGUCGCACAGGACUGCAUUAAACUUGGGCCCUACAGCGACAUCAUCUUCGUCCAACAACCAUAUGUACCUACCUCGCUCUACACAUCCCCGCGGUCGAGGGUCCUCUGGGGGAGCCCGCUCUCUUAGUUCUGGCUCUGGAAGUCUCGCUCGGGGCGGGAUUCCUCAUAGUUUCCCUGAGCGUGAUCACGGCGAUGGUAAUGGGAGUGGUAGUAAUAGCGGCUCCGCGUUGGAAACUCGUCGAGGUUCUGGCCAGCGACCCGGCUCCAGCCGCACCAACACGCAACAAACACCAGUCGAUGAGGAAGAACCUUUGCUUUUCGCCAUGAGCGAUUUUGGCACAUCCCGAAGAAGCUUGGAAGAAGGCAGACAGGGAAAUCAUGGCUCCGAUCCAAGUGGAAGCACUGGAUCGAGACGCGGAAGUGGCAGACGAGGAAUAGGGCCUCCGGGCUUCCACGUCUGGUCUUAA